AGAUAGUACUUCCUCUAGAAACAUUUACAGAUCUAUUCUACCGCUUUAAUAUAAAUUAGUUAAUUCAAAUCACAAUGGAUUUCCGCGACUUGCUACUUAUCAUAUUAGCAAUUUUCAGUAUGUAAUAUCUUAAAGUUGCAGCAAAUCACAGUAUGACUAACCAAAAAAAACCUCAAGUUCCUCCAAUUCCCGUAAUUAUUAAAAAGGGAUGCACAGGUGCAGUUUUCAUUAAUAUUUUAUUAUGGCUAUUACUAGGGUUAUUUGGUAUAAUUCAUGCUGUAUACGUGAUUGCAAGUAACCCAUAUGUAAAGCCUGAUGUUGUUUCAGUUGCUCCUUCAUACCAUGGAAGUUAUAGUGAUCAUUCUUAUAAGAGUGGGAGUUAUAGCAGUGGACAUUCUCAUCCAGGAUACAAUCAUCUACAAGGUCCUCAACCAGGAUAUAACCCACCUCAACCAAGUUCUAAUCUACAUCCAGCAGUUUAUCCUCCCCACAGUCCUCCUGGCUAUAAUUCUCCUCCUAAACAGUAACAUGGGUAUGAUGGAUCUGUUGAAUCAAAAAAAGAGAAGAUCAGUAUAGCGAUCUCAUGUUUCUCUCUACCUCCUACAACAGCAAGUUCUUGAAUAUUUUUUUUUUUCAUUUUUUUUUCUUUGACAUAGCUAGGUUAAAUGAGUUUUCAUAAUUAGUAAAAAACAAAUAUUGACAAUUAUAUUCUAUACUG
Molecule: messenger RNA, 718 nt
Organism: Spathaspora passalidarum NRRL Y-27907
Lineage: Eukaryota; Fungi; Ascomycota; Pichiomycetes; Serinales; Debaryomycetaceae
Exons: 1
Coding region: 343-576 (77 amino acids)
Source: RefSeq, a predicted model, not a curated record